Molecule: messenger RNA, 1015 nt
Organism: Stegastes partitus (bicolor damselfish)
Lineage: Eukaryota; Metazoa; Chordata; Actinopteri; Pomacentridae
Exons: 2
Coding region: 116-817 (233 amino acids)
Cellular component (GO): extracellular region
Molecular function (GO): cytokine activity
Source: RefSeq, a predicted model, not a curated record
UUAGUGCACACACUGUUACACUAGCCUGUCAGGUGGAAGCUUGAGCAGCACUCAAACAGACACAGAAGUCUGCUGGAUCAAAUCAGAUACAGCUAAAAAAUCAUUUCAACUCAGAAUGGUCCGAAUAGAGUGUUUGGGAUUUUUUGAUGCAACGCUGGCCUUCGUCUUCAUGUGCUCCGUCACGGGCUUGUUGCUGAUGGAUCAACGCAGAGAUGCAGAGGAUGACCAGGAGCUCAACAAAGCUAUUUUGGAAAUGCUACAUAUCAAUAAAGUGUCAGCGAGCCAUCAGGCCAAACCACACCCUUACAUGAGGAGGAUUUAUCAGCAUCUGGACUCACUGGAGGCUCAAGACUUUGGGAGAUCAGAUGGAACACUGGUGCAGAGUUUUCGGAGCUUUGACGGUCCACCCGAUGCUCCUCAGGGAUGGAUCUGGUUCAACAUCAGUGGCCUCAACCCGUCUAUGCUGGGAGCCGAGCUGGUUCUGUUCAGAAAAACCCUUCAUCCUCGUCCCCUCAGUGUGACCGUCACCCUCCACAGUGUCGUCGCUUCACAGGGAAAUCUGAAUGAAAGUCCUGCCCUGGAGGAGAGACAGCUGACCCUGGACCAGCGGCCCUCCUCUGGCUAUGAUGUGUUUGAUGUGUCAGCUGUUCUGGCUGUGAAGCCCCUGGAGGUGGUGGGCUUUCAGCUGCGCUACACGGAUGAGAGCGGGAGUCUGGUGCUCCACGAUGCGCUCACACAGAGUCUGUACUGUCUGAGCAGAGGCUCCCUGAGUGAACCCUUACUGGUGCUUUACCAGGCACAUCCUCUGCAGAUCUGACUGUCACUGGGACCACAGCGUUAGAAUGACAUGUGAAGCUGAUAUCUUUCUGUCAGAACCUAUUUAACCCAUUCAUUCACCUCCAAUAUGGUGAAUAUAUUUCACUAUGUAUUAGCUUAAACUAACCAAGGCGAUGAGGAUAAAACAGUGAGGCUGGAACGGUGUAACUUUGACACAAAAUAAACUUCUCAAAUUACA